Molecule: messenger RNA, 1020 nt
Organism: Zygosaccharomyces rouxii
Lineage: Eukaryota; Fungi; Ascomycota; Saccharomycetes; Saccharomycetales; Saccharomycetaceae
Gene: SDS22
Product: type 1 protein phosphatase-activating protein SDS22
Exons: 1
Coding region: 1-1020 (339 amino acids)
Molecular function (GO): protein binding
Source: RefSeq, a predicted model, not a curated record
AUGAGUGAUAGUAAUCAGAUAAACGAUCCACAAGGUGGUAAUGAACCUUCGUUACCAAUGGAAGUGAUACCUGAUACUCAUGAAGAGUAUAUAGGUGCUGAUUCCGAGUUGACAGACGAUUUACCAGACGAUACGGAGGUAAUAGAUCUAGUUCAUUUGAAGAUUGAAGCAAUGGAAGACUUGAAACUUUACAGAUUUAAAAAGCUAGUUCAAUUGUGCCUCAGACAGAAUUUGAUAGAAAGUAUCAGUGAAGUGGAUUCAUUACCCGUUGAAACGAUUAGGGAUUUAGAUUUCUACGAUAAUCGAAUCAAACACAUCUCAAAAAAUAUCAACAAGUUUGUAAAUUUGGAAAAUCUAGAUCUUUCCUUCAACAAGAUCAAACAUAUCAAGAAUUUGGACAAUUUGGUGAAUCUACAGAACUUGUAUUUUGUUCAAAAUAAAAUAUCGAAAAUUGAAAACUUAUCGACAUUGAAGAAUUUAAAGAAUUUGGAAUUAGGUGGUAAUGAAAUUCGUGAAAUCGAACCUGAUUCUUUCAAAGGGUUGGAGAAUUUACAGGAAAUUUGGUUGGGUAAAAAUUCAAUUCCAAAAUUGAUUAAUUUACACCAUUUAAAAAAUCUAAGAGUUCUCUCUAUUCAAUCUAAUAGAUUGAAAAAAAUUGAGGGUUUAGAAGGAUUGGAAAAUUUAGAGGAAUUGUAUUUAUCCCACAAUUACCUGACCAAAAUUGAAGGCCUGGAAAAUAACAAAAAAUUGACCAUCAUCGACAUCACUUCAAAUGCCAUUACUAAAGUGGAAAAUAUGAAACAUUUGGUACAUUUGACGGAUUUUUGGGCAUCGUUUAAUAAAAUCGAUCAAUCCUUUGAAUCCAUCGGCGAAGAACUGGGUAAACUACCAGAAUUAGACACUGUCUAUCUAGAGGGGAACCCAAUUCAAUUAAAGAAUGAAACUUCAUACAGGAGAAAGUUAGUAAUGAAUUUGGGUCCGUCUUUACAAAAGAUUGAUGCCACGUAUAUUAGAGGAUAA